GGUUAGUCGGUGAGGGAAGAGGGAAGAUGGAUGCAGCAACUCUUACCUACGAUACUCUCAGGUUUGCUGAAUUUGAAGAUUUCCCAGAGACCACAGAUCCUGUCUGGAUAUUGGGUAGAAAAUAUACCAUCUUCACAGAAAAAGACGAGAUCCUUUCAGAUGUCACUUCUCGGCUUUGGUUCACAUAUAGGAAAAAUUUUCCAGCCAUUGGAGGAACAGGCCCAACCUCGGACACUGGCUGGGGCUGCAUGUUACGGUGUGGGCAGAUGAUCUUUGCUCAAGCCCUCGUCUGCAGGCACCUAGGCAGAGAUUGGAGAUGGAAGCAAGGCAGAAGGCAGACAGACAACUACUUCAAUGUUCUCAACGCCUUCAUUGACAAAAAGGACAGCUAUUAUUCCAUCCACCAGAUAGCUCAAAUGGGAGUCGGAGAGGGCAAAUCCAUAGGCCAGUGGUAUGGACCAAACACAGUUGCACAAGUUCUCAAGAAACUUGCUGUUUUUGAUACAUGGAGCUCCCUGGCGGUGCACAUAGCAAUGGACAACACAGUGGUGAUGGAAGACAUAAGGAGGUUGUGCAAGGCAAAUUUUUCCCACACGGACGCAGCUGCGUUUCCUCCAGAUUCAGACCUGCUCUCCAAUGGGUACCCACCUGGAGCCGAGGUCACUGACAGGCUGUCACAGUGGAAACCACUGGUGUUACUGAUACCUCUCCGCCUUGGGCUCACAGAUAUCAAUGAAGCUUACACGGAAACCCUAAAGCACUGCUUUAUGAUGCCCCAGUCCCUGGGAGUAAUUGGAGGGAAGCCCAACAGUGCUCACUACUUCAUUGGAUAUGUAGGGGAGGAGCUGAUUUACCUGGACCCUCACACGACCCAGGCUGCUGUGGAGCUGAGCAAUGGUGGCGUCAUCCCUGACGAGAGCUUCCACUGCCAGCACCCUCCGUGCCGCAUGAACAUCGGGGAGCUGGACCCCUCCAUCGCAGUGGGUUUUUUCUGCAAGUCUGAGGAAGAUUUCAACGACUGGUGCCAACAAGUCAAAAAGUUGUCCCGGAUCCCAGGAGCCCUGCCAAUGUUUGAACUGGUCGAACAUCAGCCAUCCCACUUCUCUUGCCCGGAUGUUCUGAAUCUAUCACUGGGUAACGUCCAUGGUCCCUUCCAGUGGUCCAGUAACAGACAGUGUGGGGGCCCUGGGCCAGUCAUAGGCCUGCCUUUUCUCCCUUUUGCUUGGUUAAUUGCUGACCUUCCCGCUUCUUGGGAAAAGAGACCAUCAAGCAAUUUCAAAUUUGUAGUAAAUUAGGUCCACAUUCCAUCCUAGAUUUCUUCUUGCACAUUUUUUCUUUUGACUAUUUCUCAUGGCUUUGGCCUGGAGUAAUUAGUGAGCAAUAGCCUUGUUUUCUUCUUUUCCUUUUGUCUUCACUUAUAUGAAUAGUGAAGAAAGUUGUAGAUUGCUAGUGAUUUUUGUUGUUGUUGUUGGCAGAAAUGUGGGGGUUUUUGUUUUGUUUUAUUAUAAACCCUCCUAUGGACUCAUUAGUCUGUGCUGUGGUCCAUGAUUUUUUUAAACCCAUACCUCCUUUCUUGGAAUCUAUUAGGUUCCAAGACAGAAGAAGA
This is a messenger RNA of Gracilinanus agilis (Agile Gracile Mouse Opossum), 1606 nucleotides long. It is a transcript of the gene ATG4B, whose product is annotated as autophagy related 4B cysteine peptidase. NCBI's taxonomy places the organism in Eukaryota, Metazoa, Chordata, Mammalia, Didelphimorphia, Didelphidae. The coding region runs from base 27 to 1295 and encodes 422 amino acids. Gene Ontology annotation, molecular function: protein-phosphatidylethanolamide deconjugating activity. The record is from RefSeq and is a predicted model, not a curated record. The transcript has 12 exons.